Messenger RNA from Etheostoma cragini (Arkansas darter), 2302 nucleotides. RefSeq names its product primase and polymerase (DNA-directed) (gene primpol). Gene Ontology annotation, biological process: mitochondrial DNA replication; error-prone translesion synthesis; response to UV. Bases 224 to 1861 code for a protein of 545 amino acids. The transcript has 14 exons. Gene Ontology annotation, molecular function: DNA-directed DNA polymerase activity; chromatin binding. NCBI's taxonomy places the organism in Eukaryota, Metazoa, Chordata, Actinopteri, Perciformes, Percidae. Gene Ontology annotation, cellular component: mitochondrial matrix; nucleus. The record is from RefSeq and is a predicted model, not a curated record.
CCUCUUAGUAUAAUGCACUUUUUUUUCAGAUUGAUGGCUGACAGGAGGAACAAGGUACAAGUAUCGACUCUGCUGAUGUUUCCUUGUCCACGUCACUGAAUUUCUAGCAGCUCUGGGGGCACGCUGCACUGUGGCUGGCCUCUGACCUUGCUUUGGAGGUGGCCAUAUGAUAAACUAGUUGCAAUAAAAGGGUCACACGCAAGUGGUUGAAAAGGAGUUGAAGAUGAGGAAGUGGGGAGACCGACUGAAUAAGGUUGAGCAGCUUGCUCAGUCGUUCCAGCUGAAUCCUCUGGCUGCACACUACAAACCUCGACUGUGGCCAAUCCAGCCUUCCUCUGUAUGGAAGCUCUUCCCUCGUCAAAGUAUGGCUAUCAGCUUCGCUCAGAGCUGCAAAGAGGAUGUACAUGUUUUUGCACUUGAAAAAGAAAAGACGUCCCUGGGUCAAAGGAUCUUUUUGGUUACAAGUUAUAGUGAGCUUUGGCAUUACUACAGGACUUACACACAGUCCUUGAUGCACUGCUAUGAGGUGAUACCAGAGGGCGCUGUUUGUAAGCUUUACUUUGACUUGGAGUUCCACACGCCCUCAAACAAAGGCACUGAUGGGAAAGCUAUGGUGUCUUUACUUAUCCAGUAUGUUUGUGACAAGCUAAUGGAAGUUUAUGGGAUUGAAUGCUCCACAAAAAACGUCCUCAAUCUUGAUUCCAGUACAGAAGAGAAGUUCAGUCGACAUCUCAUCUUCAAUCUCCAAAAUGCCGCUUUCAAAGACAACAUACAUAUGGGCAGAUUUGUCCAUGCAAUUCUUCACCCAGUCCUGAGCAGACCCAACAGUGGCCUGAAUGUUGGGAUAAAUUCACUGGCAGAAAACGGUGAAACACGCGGAACAACAGCAGAAGAGACCACAGCAAAGGCAGUAGAGAUGGCUGAAAGUCCACAGGCUAAGAGGUGCAAGCAGGAAGAGCGAGACCUCAGCUUCCUCCAGGUGAAAAACAAGAAUGGCCAAGUGGGUCUCUUUGUUGAUCUUGGUGUUUACACCAAGAACAGAAAUUUCCGCCUUUACAAGUCAUCAAAAGUGGGACAGAACGCUGCAUUCACGUUGGCAGACGACAACACGUUUAUUGACAAACCUGAGAAGGGAAUGUCUGCCGAGCAAAGUGUGUUCUUGGCUUCCUUAGUCUGUAAUGUGAGUUUCACAGGUCAAAGAAUUCUUACCUCAGAAUCCCCCAAAACAAAGGAAUCCAAAACCUUGAAGCCUGAUUGCCAGCAGGAAUCAGCCACAAAUCCAGACUUACUGUCUGGCUGCCUGUCGUCCCCUCAUAAAGAAGUGGACAACUUUGUAUUAACUGUGGUUAAAAAGGAUGGUGUGCAUGGAAGCAUCAGACGGUGGAACUACUUUGCUGCAGACCAACUGCUUGUCUACGACAUUGCAAAAUAUCGCUGGUGUGAAAACGUGGAAAGGUUCCAUAAAAGCAACAACAUCAUGAUUGUUGUGGACCUCAAAAAGGAAGAGUGGUAUCAGAAAUGUCAUGACCCUGAAUGCAGGGACUUCAGGUCCCCAAGUUACCCAUUGCCACAGGAGAUCUGCGUCAGCUACAUCAUGGCUCUGGAUGAGGAAGACCAGGCUUACUUAAUGGACGAUGCUGGCAACAUUGUACCCAGCCAGGCACCAAACCAGGCACCAAACCAGGCACCAAACCAGGCCCCACAGAGCGCAAUGUGUCCAAAGGAGGAAUCAGCUGAUGAUUGGGGAGAUGGAGAGGAUGAUCAGGACUAUUUAGAAAGCCUGGAUGACUUUGAACAAAAUAGCGGAGAAAUCUCUGAUCAGCUUUUGCUCAAAUGUAUGGCAGAUUUUGACUCCCAGUAGAGGGUAAAAAGUCUGGAUCAGGUACCACAAUCCCCACCAAACACGCCUGGAAAAUGCAACACAGAUAACAUGAAGAUUAGUGUCUCACAACUGUACCAAACUAGAAACUGUACUCUUCACUAUGAUAAGAACCAGUUUCACAUGAAUUACUAACCUGUAAGCUGUCGCCAUGAACAAAUAUCUGGGCCACUGGAUCACUGAGAUUAUACACGCAUUCUAUUUUCUCGGGAGCGACGUAUUCCCCUUGUGCCAGUUUGAAAAUGUGCUUCUUUCUGUCAAUGAUCUUCAGAGUGCCGUUCUGCAACAAACCACAACAAAAACACAACUUGAAAUUAAAUAUAUACACACACACACUGAUCGGCAGACAAAAAAUAACUAAGUUGAGUAUAUUGAGCUGAAGACAUCUUUUAGUUACUCUGUUUACUUAGCUAUUUUGGUAAA